Molecule: messenger RNA, 2061 nt
Organism: Culex pipiens pallens (northern house mosquito)
Lineage: Eukaryota; Metazoa; Arthropoda; Insecta; Diptera; Culicidae
Gene: Ns1
Product: guanine nucleotide-binding protein-like 3 homolog
Exons: 2
Coding region: 132-1991 (619 amino acids)
Cellular component (GO): nucleolus
Molecular function (GO): GTP binding
Source: RefSeq, a predicted model, not a curated record
CACCGGCGAUCGAAAACAACGUGCCCAACUGUCAUCAGCACUGCACGGUCCUUUUCAAAACAAACGUGGAAACGUGUUCGCAAGCAGAAGUCGCGAUCGUCCACGGUUCUUCUUGAUUUCCCGCGGUAAAAAUGGCCCUGAAAGCGUUAAAAUGUAGAUCUUCCAAACGGCAAAAGGCAUCGCUGCGGUACAAAAAGAUCAAGAAGAUUGCGGCUAGCAAAAAGAAGAAGGAGAAGGAGGCCAAGAAGUUGCCGAAGCUGCGGUCCAAAAAGCAGAAAAUGAUCCAGGUGCCCAACAUUUGCCCCUUCAAGAAGGACAUCCUGGAGGACGUCGAGCAGCACAAGCAGUUUAACGAGCAGGAACGGCUGAGGAAGAAGGAGCUGUUGAAGCAGCACCGGAUGGGCGCGCUGGCUGGAGAUGCGUUGAAGGGUCAAACGAUUGAGUCGAUCGCGGCCGAUGCGGACCGCCGGGGUCAGGAGUACGAUCCGGCCAAGGCUGAGGCAGCCGCUGCCAAGGAAGAGGAAGAGUAUCUUAAUUUUGGCAAGGGAAAGGAAGGAUCGUUGAAGGCUUACUUCAAGGAGUUCAAGAAGGUUAUCGAUGCGGCGGAUGUUAUUUUGGAAGUCGUUGAUGCCCGUGACCCGUUGGGGACUCGGUGCGCCGAAGUGGCUCAGAUUGUGCGGGAAGCCCCCGGGCAGAAGCGACUUGUGGUAAUUCUGAACAAAGCAGAUUUGGUCCCGAGGGAGAAUCUGGAAAAAUGGCUCAAGUAUUUGCGUAAAACCGGACCGGUAAUUCCGUUUAAGGCCACAACACAGACGCAAAAGUAUCGCAUUGGCAACCGGAAGUUUAAGGCCGCCAAAACGUUGGAAUGUUCGCCGUGUAUCGGAGCGGAUUUGCUGAAGGAACUGUUGGCGAAUUACUGCCGUAGUGACGACAUUCGUACCUCGAUCCGGGUAGGAAUUGUGGGUUUGCCGAACGUGGGCAAAAGCUCCCUCGUGAACUCGCUGAAACGCAAACGUGCCUGCCUGGUCGGAGCCAAGCCCGGAAUUACGCGCCAGAUGCAGGAAGUUCAAAUCGAUUCGCACGUUAAAUUGCUGGACAGUCCCGGUAUUAUCUUCCAGCGACCACAGGACGCCGACCAGAACCGAUUCUACGCGCUGAAAAACGCCCAAAAGGUUACCGAAAUCCAAGAUCCCUUUCCACUGGCCGACGACAUCCUCAAGCGCGGAACCAUGAGCUAUUUCUGUAAGUUGUACGAUCUGUCCGAGUACCACUCGACGGAUGAGUUCCUCGCGAAGAAGGCCAUCAAAAUGGGCGCGCUGGCGAAAAAAGGCGUCCCGGACGUGAAGAAGGCGGCUCGUACCCUUAUUGAAGAUUGGAACGCCGGUAAGAUCAAAUACUGUACGCACCCGCCGGAGGAAGGCGAAGAAGUCCACGUCAGCGCCCAGCUCGUGUCUGCGGAAGUGCCCGAGUUUAAACUGGAAAGUUUGGACGAGGUUAUGAAAGCGCUGGACACCGAGUACGAAGAAAGCUUCAAGAUGAAGGAUAAGGACGGCGAAGAAAUGCAGGUCAUCUCCAAGGAGGAAAUCCUUACCAUGGAAAUGGACACGACCGGACCGGUCCAUCUGGAGCUUUCCAAGGACGACAAGCAGCGAAACGCCCUCGAAGAACUGCUCAAGAACUCGGGCAAGGUCAUCGAGUCCCAGGACGACGAAGGCAGCGCCAAAGCAAAGGGCAAGAAGCGCAAAGUGAACGACUACGCCGAGGAGGAAAAGCGGUUCCGCAAGGAUCCGAUGUUUGGCCUGGAGGGAAAUCAAACGGUCAACAAGAACCGAAAGGCGGUGCUGAAGGCCAAGAAGAGGGCGGCCGCCAAGGAGGAACGGAAGGUGGGCGAUAUGGCCGAAGAUCUGGGGUCGAUUUCGCUCGAGUUGGGCAGCAAGAAGGUCAAGGGCGGUGCGGAAGAUUACGACUUUGAUGAUGAUUAUCAAAUGUAAUGCGUGUUGAGCUUGGGCUGUUGAGUAACAUUUUUACUUUGCUAGAAGAUUAUAAUAAAGUAUAUCCCUA